Chelonoidis abingdonii (Abingdon island giant tortoise) is the source of this 5948-nucleotide messenger RNA. RefSeq lists its product as uncharacterized. Gene Ontology annotation, cellular component: centriole; centrosome. The record is from RefSeq and is a predicted model, not a curated record. Gene Ontology annotation, molecular function: tubulin binding. Lineage: Eukaryota; Metazoa; Chordata; Testudines; Testudinidae. Gene Ontology annotation, biological process: cilium assembly; centriole elongation.
AUGGAAGAUCCUUUGCCUUCAGCCUGAAAAAAAGCUCUGGGAUUUAAACAAAAAAAUGGAGGCAGUCGGUAGGAUCCACUUGGGCCGUCGCUUUAGCAUUGUAUGUUUAUUUUCAACUGCAUUCACUGUACGUCCAUAGGCUGGAGUUCAAAAAGCGGGAUAUGGAAGCAGAUACUCUCAAAGAUGAAGACUAUAUGGCUGAGUGGACUGCCAAUGAUCCAGCAAGACUGGCGCCAUCUCCUAGCAAAAUCACUGAGAAGGCCAUGUGCUUUUUGCCCCCGGGCCAGAUAAACAGCACAAAUGGCUCAUUCAAUGAGCAGUUUACACCUUUCUGCUACUCAGCAGACAGCAGUAUGAUGGGCAGUAAUGGCAGCUCAUCAGAUAAUAGGUUCCAUGGCCAACUCAAUUUUCAGGAUGCAAAGCAACUCAAUUAUUUGGCCAGCUCUGCUCUUUUUCCUCAUUUGUUGGCAUCCAGCAUAACUCAGAGUGGAAUUGUCCAGGCAAAUAAAAGUACUAACUUGGAAACACUCAGUCCUGUUGCUGCUUGUCCUGCUCCUCAGAUAAGUCAGGAACCCACAUGCUACAGAAACAUGGAACAGAGCCCAGGGCAGCAGGAACAGGUGAUGAUGGAACAGAUGGAGCAGCUGCAAAGGCUGGUAACUGAACAACAGAAAAUCAUCACAUAUUAUAACCCAGGCUUUUCAGUCUAUCCUGGUACCCCUUCCCAGCUCGUUGCCAUGGUGCCAACACUUCCAAGAUUUCCUGCCACUUUGUUUCCUGUCCAGCUCCCUUUGGAAAACUCUUCACCAGUCCAGAACCACAGACAUUUACAAAGCAGUCCAUCAAUAAUGCAGACUUCCCUUCAGAGACGUUCCUCAGCAUCCUCACCCAACAAUAACUGCUCGGAAACCUUAGGGGAGCACCUGCAACCUCCAAGUCCAGGAAAAGAGAUUGAGCCAUUGUCUCGAAGUGCUGAAAGCCCCACAAAAAAACUUUCCAGACAAGAUGCUCAAGAAGAGGAAAUCACAGCCAGUAAAGAUGAAAGUCCACUAAAGGAAGAGGCUUGUCCUAAUACUCUGCCUGCCAUUAAAGAAGAGGGAGAGCAAACUGAUGAACAGAUUCCCCUUUCCCCUUUUGGCAUAAGGAUGGACGCAAGGACUAGAAACCUGGAAGACAGACCAAUCAGACCAGGAAUUGGUGUAAGACAGAAGACUUUUGAAGAAUUUGUUGAAGAACAACUUAAAGUAGAUUCUCAAAUAACAGAAAACCACCAGCAGAACUUCUGUGAGGCUAAAGCAACCCCUCGGAAAUCUUUCCUGAAACGUGGAGAAGGCAUUGCAAGGCUUGAAAAAAACAAAGAGAACCUUGCAAAAGAACAAGCCAAACAUCCCAGAAGAGUUAGUUUUGAUUGCCAGAAUAGCUUCUCUUUGCCUCACCAACAGGAUGCAGGAAGAUUACAGCUGGGGAAACAUUUAAAUCAUUUACAUCGACGGGCCAGCAGCCCCACGAUGUUGGUCUCUAAUGAGAAGAAUACAAAUUGCACUAUCUCCAUGAGUGAAAUAAAAGCUCAGGUUGACAGUAAGACAAGAGAUCCUGAGCAAUGCCCAGAAGAAAGCCAAGAAGGAGGUGGUGGAGAAGAGUGUGCAAAGAAGGAUCCUGCUGUAGCACUGCAGAUGAACUGGGCUGAACUCCUGCAGCAGUGUCAGGAACAAAUUACUGAAAUGAAGCUACAAAUAGGUGAGAAAAAUAAAGCUCAAAGUACUUAUUCUCCAGGACAUUCAGACAGAGCAGACAAAAGUUCCAUGGAGUCUACAGUUCAAAAGGACCUAAAUAUUGUGGAUCAGCGUGUGAAGGACAAUCUAACUCAGAGAGCAGAAAAGCCCUUGGAAAUCCUCCAAGAAGGUUCCAAGCUUCAGAAUUUAGAGGGAAGCCAAACCAAGCAGAUGGAUUGGAGCACAGGCCUCAAAUUCACAUCAAGUGUGAAAGGAAUUAGCAGUUGCCACAAUGAAGAUGACACUGUGAGCAAAAGCCCAGAGAGCCAAAGAGGAACCACCACUGGGUUUAAGAUGGUUAAUGACAGAAUAAUGAAAGUUACUCACAAAUCAACUCAAGGCAUGGACAAGAAAAAGAACAUCACAUCUGUCAGCCACCAGCAAGAGUGGCAAAGCAAUAGAAGUGCUGCCUACAGGUGGAAUGCUCAACCUUUGUCCAGUGGGUCAGGCUGCACAUCCACUGACAGUGAGGAUGACCCCAAAUCUUACUGCACUCGGUCUCCCACAAUGCACAUGCCUCAGAAAGUAGGUCACACAGACAAAAAUUUGGAUCUGUCUGAUGCUGAUUAUGCUACUGAUGAGCCCAGUGGUGCAGAAGAUCUGGCCCUGAAAAAGCACACCAAGCCACCUCCAAAGAAACUGGGUGCUCAAGAGAGAAAAGCCAAGCAGGAUCUCUCCCUCAGCACAAGCAGCAGUGACUCUGGUAACAGGGUUGCCAGGCUGAGAGGAAACAAAGCUUGCUCUUCUCUUCGAAAGUCUCCCUUUCGGCCCCCGAGAUCUGCAAGAGGUGGAAGAGAGCCUGAGCCAAGGAGUGAGAGUAAUGUUGGGGAUGGUAAAAAUGUAGAGCUGCAGUCGUCACCAUCAACCUGUGAUCUGGUGUUCCCUGCAUUCAAAAGUAAAGAAACCCUUGCAGAAGAGAGGGCACAAAGAAAACCAGUUCUGGGUACGCUAGAAGCAGCUCAGAGAAGGCUUACUGACAAGUUAGAGGAACUGGAAAAGGAGGUUGGUGUAUAUCGUGGAGAAACCCCCCUUCUAGUGAGGAUGAAGGAAGAACAAGAGAAAGCAAGGCAUUUUCUCAGAACACAAAUGGAUCAGUUUGAGACCAGCAAGGCUCAAGAACUUAAUUGCUUAGAAGAAUAUAAGAGAGACUGCGUUCACACACCGAAUAAAGAAAAGGUUGAAUUUAAAAAGUACGCAACAGCAGCUAGAGUCACUAGGGAGGACGUGAAGUCAGAAGAAAUACAAAUGUUAAAACAGCAGAUUGCAGAGCUCCAGGAGGAGUUCAGGAGAAAUGAGUCCCACUGGCAUGCUGCCCAUGGCAAGCUAAAAAAUCAGAUUGAGAUGCUGACCAAACAGAACCUGGAGCUUCGAGAUGAGCUCAGAGUUUCAGAGCAUCAGAGGCUGGAAGCAGAAAAGAAAUCUGGAGCUGUGGAUUUCAUAAGCAGAAAAUCAGAAACCCCGGUUUCAGAAGCUAUUUUGAGAGGGACAUCGUCUUUGGCUAACCUAGAAGAAAGGUCAUGGCGAAGUAGCCGUAAGAGUCGCAACACCACUCCGGUGGGGAGGAAAACGCCAGUGGAGAAACAUCCCCCCAGAGAUGUGAAUAUGAAAGCAAUGAAGAGUACAGUGCAAAGGACUGAGUCUUUGAAAUCAGUAACCAGGGAACCCAGAGAAAAGACACCAUCUCAUCACUUUCAUAGCAGAAGUACAACACCCACUGGCAAGAGAACACCCCAUCAAGGAAGAUUAACACCCUUUGAGCCAGAGAAGGUUAUGCAUCAAUCAUCUCUUAAUGAACAAAGAACCUAUGGCAGGAAAUCACCUGUACUUCCCGUCUCACACUUGACUGUGUCUAAGGAAACCAACUCAUCUUCUUACAUAAAAGGCAGAUUUUCAUCCACCUCAGGUAGUUCGGAGGACACAGUCCUCUUUCGCAACCAGAACGAAGACGUUUGUAGCUCUGCAUCCUGCAGUAACAAUGAGGAAACACAGGAGAAAGAGAAUCUGUGCCUUCAAAGGACUCAAAAAUCACUUAAACCUUGGGAUCAAACAGGCUUUUUGACACUCUCCAGGAGAAACAGCAUAAUCCCAAGUGGCAGAAAAACACCAGUAGAAAUUUUUUAUGCAUUACUGGAUGCUGAAGCAAAGACUUCUCCUCCAAAAUCAACAUUAUCCAGAAGAUCUUUGCUAUAUGAAGAAAGCAAAAAGAGUGAUGAGGAGGUGCGAGAAAAAAUAGAGUAUGCAGAUGGCAAGGUAGAAGAGGUGCUUACUGAUGGCCGUCGAAUCAUUACUUUCCGCAACGGUACCAAGAAAGAGAUCAGUGCUGAUAAAAGGAUGACGGUGGUUACUUUUUUCAAUGGAGAUGUAAAGAAGAUCAUGCCGGAUCAGAGAGUGAUUUAUUAUUAUGCAGAUGCAGAGACAACCCAUACCACUUAUCCAAAUGGCUUGGAGGUGCUGCAGUUCCCUAACAAUCAGAUAGAAAAACACCACCCAGAUGGCACCAAAGAAAUUGUGUUCCCAGAUCAGACAGUGAAACGCUUCUAUGAUGGUGGGCUUGAGGAAACGGUUUUUCCAGAUGGUACAGUAGUAAAAGUAGAAAAGAACGGUGAUAAAAUGGUGAUGUUCAGUAAUGGGCAGAAGGAGAUUCACACGUCACAGUUCAAGAGGAGGGAGUACCCUGAUGGCACUAUAAAGACUGUGUACUCCAGUGGCCAACAGGAAACAAAGUAUUCCUCUGGACGGGUUCGAAUCAAGGACAAAGAGGGCAACAUCAUCCUCAAUAAGAAGUGAUUCGUCUGCUCUAGGCGCAGUGUUGUAUGUAGGUUGUUCAAGCCAGUUUCUGGCUGAGAUUGGUUAUUAUUUUACAGUGUAGAUAUCUGUAUCCCCUGGAAGUGCACAAGUCUGAUGUGUUUUGUUCCUUGUCCCUUUGCCUGCCUUUCUGUUCCUUGAAAGAAUUAUGGCCUGAUUGUGAGUGGCGCUGAGCACCCACAACUCCUCUCAAAGUCAGUUAAGGAUCAGGCUCGUAACAUCAGUUGUGUUCUCUAAAAUCAUAAAUGAAUGCCAUGUAUCUCAAGGAAGACCAGAAAUUGCACUGUGGAGAACAUUUCACUUCUUUCCACCGGGUGUAAGGAAGAAGAGGAUGGACUAGGAGACUAAGCAUAUGAUAUGAUAUGCCUAGAUAUGAUAAGCAUAUGAUAUGAUAUGGUCCACUUUGUCACAUGGACCAUAAGUUCACGUUCCAAGUAGAUAUGUAGAAUUGAAUUUUACUUGCAUUCACUGAAUUUUAGUUAAACUACAGCUUUCUGGGUGGGUGUUUCUUGAACGAAGCUUCUAAAACUGCACUCACAUGUGCACUGAAUAGACAUUAACCAACCCAUGGUACUUUCCUUUCCACCAGGUGUUUGCCUGAUGACCUUGCCCAAAAUUUCCCUUCCGCUUAUUCAGGUGCUAGUUGGCUCCUCUGUCUACCCCAGAAAUGGUUGCAUUUGAGUGGUGUUGUAUGUACACCCCAUAGCUGUGAGACACUUUGAGAUCCUUUGGAAAGACACCAUAUAAAUGUAAAAAAUAUUGUUUUUAUUAUUCAGCAUGGUAGAUCCACCCAGACAUGCUGCAUUAAACAAAAUCAUUAAUGUGAACGUAGUUUAUUAAGUAAAAAUCUGAAGACCAUGGUCCAGCUCCUCAGACUUCAAUAGAGCCAUGUUGAUUUACAUUCCAUGAAGAUCUGGACCGAAGUCUUUAAUGUUAAAAAUAUUUCUUAUUGAUUGUCUCUGUCUCUCUCUCUAGCAUUAUUUAAUUUCUUUUUACUCCAGCACCCAAAAUACAUGUGUAAACUCCUGCAGACUCCUAGCAAUCUACCUUUAUUGUUUCCUCACGUGCAAGUGUUAAAUAAUUGCAAGAUUAUGCAAUUGUUCAUUUUUCUGUUUUGUUUCUUGCAGCUCAGAAUACAAACAAAUUUGCAUUCAAAUUACUGUGCAAUCUGGAAGAUGUAGUCUGACUAGACAGAAAGAGUAUGAAACAAGUUAUUUCCCAUUAAUAUUGAUCACAGAUGACAGUGUGUAUAAAUGUAGUUACUCUUUUCUAAGCAUUUGAUGAUGAAUACAUUGUAAUGUGAUUCGAGUGUGGUAACAUAGUUGUAUUUUUAUUCCUUUUACUCCCUAUGUGUAAAAUAAACUAUUUAGA